UUCAGCGGCCCAGAUUGGUAAUGGUAGUACACGACAGGAAACGAUUUAAAAUGGAGUAUUGUGUUGUCUCAAAUAUACCAUGUUCUUUUCAUUCAGCGGACUUACGAAAUUACUUUUCACAGUUUAUCGAAGGUGGAAACUUCGAUUGUUUCCAUUUUAGGCACAGACCAGAGCAACGACGAAGAAAAACAGUUGUAAACGAAGUCCAAACCUCAUUGGACUGUAAGCCAACCGAGCAGGCUUUGACGGCUGAUGAGACCGACCACAACAAUGAGAGUAGUGAGCGUAGUCGGCCUACUUCUACUACUAGGCCUACUACUAGUAGUAGUAGUAAUAGGCCUAGGCUUGUUAUGAAGAGUGGUACAUCGACUGGAAAUGUUCCUUAUGUCAACGUUGGAAAUACAAUGUGUUGCAUACUGAAAAUAAAAGAAAAUAUGUUGAUUAAAUUUAUAAAAAUGUAUAAUAAUAAACAUUGGAUAGGACGAAAUGGUUCUGUUUUAGGAAUGCGUUGUAUCAUUUCAAGAAUUACUGUCAAGGCAGAAACUGUUGAGAAAGAAAAGAUUCAGACCUUUCCUUACAAAACAAGAGGAGAAUGUAAGAUUCCUUCAGACAGAGAAGAAUUUUCACAAUCAGAUCUUGAUAGUCUAGUUGAACUUCGACCUCCAGAUAUUAUGCCAAAUGGAAAUGUUGGUACUCCAACGUCUGUGUUCCUCAACUUGAUUAAAUCAUGUCGUUUUCCGCCGAAAAUGAUAAAAAAGCUAGGCUUAACUUUUCCUAAAUCAAGGACUAAUAAAAGGUAUGGGAAUGUACCAUUUGAUUAUGGGGGAGAAGUUGUUAAUGGAGAUGAGGAAACUGAAACAAUAUUGACAGGGACAGGAAAUGAAAUCGAAGAUGAAUUAGAUGCUGACAUUCAAGAAAAUCUAACUGGUAAAUUGGAUGAGAAUGUGGAGGAGCAAAAAGAUACACAAGAAAAUCAAGAAGGAUCAGGUUCAGAUGAUGAUGAUGACACUUGCGAGGAAUGGGAAAGACACGAAGCCUUGCAUGAUGAUGUACACAGCCAGGAUCGAAACAAGGAACGCCUGUAUGAAGAAGAAAUGGAAGUGGUCUGGGAAAAGGGUGGAAGUGGGUUGGUGUUCUACACAGAUGCUGCAUAUUGGGAUGCACAAAAAGGAGAUUUUGAUGAGCGUACGUCUGAUGAUUGGGAUGUUGACACAAGCAUUUACUAUGAAAAAAAUGGUGGAGAUAAAGAUGCAAGGGAUUAUGUUCAGAUGCGACUUGAGCAAAGAUUACGAUCUGGUGAACAAAAAAUUAGCGCAUUCUCCAAGAAAAUAGGAGCAUUUGAAAAACAUACAAAGGGUAUUGGUAGAAAGGUACUUCAGAAGCAUGGUUGGAAAGAUGGGGAUGGUCUUGGGAGAACUAUCAUUGGUAUGGCAGACGCUCUGGACAAUGAAGGACAACAUCCCAAACAGAAGACAGGCUUGGGUUACCAUGGGGAGAGCUUGAGGUCAGGUGGUCCUGCAAAGAAGAGGCAGAAAGAAGGGUAUAGACUGACAACUAUCUAUGAUGACCCUCAGGAAACUGAUCCCCCAGAGAUGCUUCUACGUUCAAACUUUCCAGAAUGGAUGAAGUACAGACAAGAAGUAAAGUUUAUGAAAGCCAGUGACAAUAGCAUUAACAACAGCAGCAGUUGAGGAAGCUAAGACCAUAUUCAUAUAUAUAUAUAUGUAUGUAUGUAUAUGUAUAUAUGUAUGUAUAUAUAUAUAUAUAUAUGUAUAUGUAUAUAUAUAUAUGUAUAUAUAUAUAUAUAUGUAUAUAUAUGUAUAUAUAUAUAUAUGUGUAUAUAUAUAUAUAUAUAUUUAUAUAUAUAUAUAUAUAUUGUGAAAUACACUUUAACCAUGUAACAUUUAUGUGUAUGUAGGUUAAAUAAAUUAUAUUUUGAAGUUAAUUGUAGAAAUUUUGUUUCAUUUGGUAUUAUGCAGUGUGGCUUAUAGUGAAAAAUCAUUCUCCUGCUAUGUAAGCAAUCAUUUUCGCUACAGUUUCACAAAUUAACACAGUUGGUGUUAUGUCCUAGUGAGGAAUAUUCUUCCCUUACAUCUGAAAAUCUUCUCAUCCAGCCUAACUGCAUGUGGCUCAGGUGCUUCCCAUAGUAAUAAUAAUUAUGAUGAUGCAGAUCGUGUUCAUAAUGAUGAUGAUGAUCAUCAUCAUCAUAUUGACGAUGAUGAUCAUAAUCAAGAUGAUGACUACAAUGACAAUAGUAAUGGUAAGGAUGACCCCAAAGGAAAUACACCUGUUAUUGGUUUUCUUGUCCAAUGUAUGUUUUAAUAUGUUUCCCAAUACUUUUUUCUGUCAUUUUCAAUCUUUGCAUGUUUUUGUUACUGUAAUCUUUUGGCCGAAUAAAUGAAUGAAGUGGUAAUAGUA
Molecule: messenger RNA, 2418 nt
Organism: Anneissia japonica
Lineage: Eukaryota; Metazoa; Echinodermata; Crinoidea; Comatulida; Comatulidae
Product: G patch domain-containing protein 3-like
Exons: 7
Coding region: 21-1691 (556 amino acids)
Biological process (GO): negative regulation of RIG-I signaling pathway; negative regulation of type I interferon production; positive regulation of DNA-templated transcription
Molecular function (GO): nucleic acid binding
Source: RefSeq, a predicted model, not a curated record